Molecule: messenger RNA, 348 nt
Organism: Nezara viridula (southern green stink bug)
Lineage: Eukaryota; Metazoa; Arthropoda; Insecta; Hemiptera; Pentatomidae
Source: the annotation of a GenBank genome assembly
AUGAUUCCCAGGGAGUCGAGGACUAUAUUUUCAGCCAACCUCGCUACGUCCUUAAUGUCGACACCUAGUUCCUCGAGGAAGCUCCUUGUUCUUUUUGGGAUAGUUCCGCGAGACCCAAACCAGAGGCCUCUCACGGUGAACUCUCUCUCUCUCCGAAGGUCUCACGGAAUUUCUCUUUUAGGAAAGGGAUACAUUUAUCGUACGUGUUCUUCUUUUCCCUUUCCACUUCACCAGCCUGAUCGAGGUAAUUGCUCUCAAAGCGGACAGUUGGAUCCAAGAUCAGCGCUGUCCUUCCUGUCUUGGGAAAGGCGACGAUAUCAGCGUAUCUCGUAGAGCAAUAGCACUAUC